AUGUUUUCCCAUAUCAAACAAGAGCAUGAUGCCUCCUCACCUUACAUUAAACCGGAUCCCGAGACCAAAGACACUGUUCUCGCCGACAUCGACGAUGAAGACGUAUAUGAGGAUGAUGGUGACCUAGACUUUACAAACGCCGACCAAAGCUUAUGGCUUUCCCGAAUACCCCGGUCGCUCUGGGAGCAUUGGUCCAAGCUGGAUGAUGAUGAUGAAAUUCAGAUCGGCACAGUCAGUUUACGCCUCACCGAAAGCGAGGAGAACCGCGACAUUCCCAAGGACUAUAUUUUGUCGCGGCAGACGCUGAAUUCGGAAAACCUGCUACACAUGACCCAGAAUACAUAUCUCUUCACAGAAAAGGACAUUCCUGGUUACGAAAAUCGGAUGGUCACUUUUGGCGAAGCGAGGUCUGCUUUAUACGAGUCGAUGAAGCGCGAUGCAAGGAGAAAGGAGCGGAAGAAGAAGUGGGAGCCCUAUAUUCGCAAAACUAUUCCGAAGCGAACUGCUUUGGUCGGACAAGUGAAAGAAGAGUUCAACUGUCUUCCUGUCGAAAACGAAGAAUUCAGAAUCCUCUCAGAGAAGAAGGCUCUGGAAGCUCUGAAGCCGAGACGAGAAGUUAAAUACGUUGAUAAAAUGCCGGCCAAGUUGCUUCAACAAAGGCACGCUCUGCCUGGAGAGCAGGGCGCGUUUGUGCAAGCUACGAAGCCGGCCAAACUCAAAGCGCAGGAAAACAAGACCACUCGUAUGCCGCAGAACGAGCUGUUGGAUCUUAUUUACCAGUGCUUUCGCGAAUACAGAUACUGGCCAUUUAAGACACUCAAAGCUAGGCUUCGCCAACCUGAGGCUUAUCUUAAGCAAACAUUGGAGAUGAUUGCGCACCUAGUGAAAUCCGGCGAUUUCGCCAUGACGUGGGAGUUGAAGCCCGAGGCAAGAGAGAGUAACUACUCGAACGCUAUGGACGUCAAACAAGAAGCCGCACCCGGUUUGGACUAUAACUUCGAUGAGGGCUCGGAAACCGAUGCGAUGGCAUCCGGCGUGGAUAACGAUGAUACGCAAUUCGAGAACGUGGUCUAG
Aspergillus nidulans FGSC A4 is the source of this 1074-nucleotide messenger RNA. Its product is annotated as transcription factor IIF subunit TFG2. Gene Ontology annotation, biological process: transcription initiation at RNA polymerase II promoter; transcription by RNA polymerase II. The record is from RefSeq and is a predicted model, not a curated record. The transcript is spliced from 4 exons. Gene Ontology annotation, cellular component: transcription factor TFIIF complex; nucleus. Lineage: Eukaryota; Fungi; Ascomycota; Eurotiomycetes; Eurotiales; Aspergillaceae. The coding region runs from base 1 to 1074 and encodes 357 amino acids.